This is a messenger RNA of Camelina sativa (false flax), 2298 nucleotides long. NCBI's taxonomy places the organism in Eukaryota, Viridiplantae, Streptophyta, Magnoliopsida, Brassicales, Brassicaceae. The record is from RefSeq and is a predicted model, not a curated record.
AUGGCGAGCACAUCGGAACCUGCCUCUUCACCGGAAACUGAAAGCGAGCAAUUAAUUCGUCGUACAUCCAAACGAAGAACUCUCAAUCCUGAACACUCCGCGCAGAUCGGGGAGUCAAGUAGAUCGGCUUCCAAAGUCCCGCCUCACCUGGUUCGCUGUUCAACGGGAGCCUCUUCUUCUCAGGUGAAUCCAACCUUGCCAUCGUCAGUUCGUCACGAGGCUGAGACCAACGAACUGAUUUCGGACGUAUUUGCGCUAGAAGAACAUCGGUUCGCACCCUUGGGAUUUUCAAUCGAAGAUAUCGACCCCUUGUUUGACCAUGAAGGACGGAUUGGAGGCGAGAAGAGUUCGAGUUCGAUCAAAACUGUGAAUGAUAUGCUAAACUCGUGCGGUUUAUUCAAUAGCAACGUCACAAUUUUAAUUCCUCGAGAAGAUCAACGCCCCUGGAGCCCCCCGGAAGGGUAUGUAUGCUUAUACGAGGGUUAUUUUACCGAGUGUCGCCUCAUAUUCCCAAUCCCGGAGUUGGUUUCAAUCUAUGCCGAAAGACGGAUGAUAGCGAUCUCGCAGUUCGUACCCGGAGCCAUUUGUAACUUCAUGGCUGCCCUGACCAUAGCAGCCGAAGUCGGAGUCGACCUUAGAGUUCAAGCUUUCGAACAGCUAUCAAGUUUCAAGCAAUCGAAGAGUUCGAAUCGCUGGGAAGUGAACAUGAGACCGGCUCAUAAUUUCCUCCGCAGCAAACGAGUGAAUAAAUUCCCGAAGUAUACGAACCAAUACUUCUUCGUCCGCGUCGACCAAUAUUCAUUCGCUAACCCGUUGGGUUUUCACCGGAGAGUGUGGAAUGAAAAUCCUGAUCGUCCGUUUUGUGCAACGCGCCUAGCUCCGAACUAUAUCCUCGUCAGAGACGCUCUGCUAACCGGGAACAAUCGUCAGUGGGAUUCAAUCACUCGUAUCCGUGUCAAAACUGCAAUGGGCAAAGGUAGGACGAAUUUUCCAAGUUUUGCCAGUUCGCUAAGACGAACUGGCGGAUGCCGCGUCAUGGAAGCAAAAGACGUCCAGAUUGUUCGCCGAGACACCCAAGCUGCCAUUGAAGCCGAGAUCGGUCCGUCCCAGGGUCUAACCGAAGUUGAUCCUACCCCAGACCAGACGGUCGCCGACCCUAUUCAGGCACUCGGAGAGGAUAUCGAGCCAUCCAACGUUGUAGAGGAAAACGCCCUUCCUUUGGCUUUAGAAAACGCCAAUCCACCGAACGAAGAACAAGACGUUCCUCAACUCGAAGCUGGAUCUAAAAGGAGGAAGAAGAAGAACAAAGACAAACAAAUCGUUGCUGAGCCAACCACCGAUGCGCGUCCGUUACCGAGUCGCAAGCGUUCGGCCGAUGAAGCCGGACUGGAGUCCGCCGAUCGAUUUCGCCUUGAAAGAAAGGAUGACAAGACGAAUCACUUCGCCUAUAACUACUUCGGCGAGUAUCCCUUGGUGUCCAAUCGCGAGGCUUCGGGCGAGCUUUUCCGGACCCUGAAGAUUUCCAACCGAAUUGGAAUUCAAGAGCUUCAAACUGACGUAGAUUCUUUGAAUGCACAGACUGCCGCCAAGAUGAAUGCGCUGGUUCAGAAAUAUGAUAGGCAAGUCAAAACCAGCAAGAAUUCGGGUUCGGAGCUCGAAAAAGUGAAGGAAUGCAUAGAGCAAAUCCGAACUGCCAGCGACGCUAAGGACGCGAGGAUCAAGGAACUCGAGGCGCUCGUUGCCGAGAAAGAUGGCAUCAUUGCCAACACGGAACUGAGAGUUAGCGAACUGAACUCCCGAGCGCUUACUCUAGAAGAAGAGAAAGCCGAGCUGCAGGAAUCAUGCGACGGGUUGAAGUUGCAGCUUGCUUUCGAAGUUAAAAGGCUUCGGACGGAUCGAUGGGAGAAAGUGGAGCGGACAGCGAAGAAAGCGCAGACCCGAUUAGACAAGGUCAGGGCCUAUCUAGUCGAACAAGUGAAGGUUCGCCCCCUAGAAGAUCUGCUGAACCAAGCCACCGGAGUACAGGAAGCUGUACAAUAUUUGGUUGAGAAUGGGGCCGUCAUUCCUGAAGAGCGAAUCAAGGAGAUUGACGAGAAAAAGGCCGAAGCCGAGAAGACUGUCACGGCAAUCGAUGUCCUCGAGCUGAAUGACAAUGACCUUAAUAUGUCACCGGACCAGCUCGGUUUUGGAUUUCCCCCCCCGGAGAUGACGGCUCCGGAAUCCGUCGAACACCCAUUCGGUUCGAACGCCGCGAGUUUCCAAGCAGAUCUGUCUGGUGCCUUGGACGUUGAAAAUUGA